GAAGCUCAACAGUGCAUUGAUUGUGUGACAGGCUGCUUCGACCACGCUACCACAACUAGCAACGAACCACCAUGCCACUACCAUGCGCUUACGCCGCGGUCUCUCCUGGGAAGACAGUUCUCAGUGAUAAUUGAGAGGGAGUACGAAAGAUUCUGGUCUGGUGCCUGCCGUGCACGGGGCGUAACAGUUACUCGAUGACCAUCAUCUUCGAUGACGACGCUGUGGAUGGCAAGACGUGGCAGACUUAACCCGAUGCCGCUUGCUCAAAGUUGAAGAGGGCACAGGAUGAAACGCAUUUCCACGCAAUACAAUCGUCAUCGACAUUAAUCGUCCCAUCCCGAGAAGUUGCAUUAUUUAGGGCAGCUAAUGCAUCAUAAGACCUCGAGGAGUCGAAGUCAAGCGGAAGCGAGGAAUUGAACGUUUUAGCACGGGUAAAAAGUCUGAAUGCCCACUGAAUCCCUCGACGGACUAAAGUCGUGAUUGAGUGGUGUAAAAGGUACAGACGAAGACUAGGCUAAAGACUCCGCUAGAAAUGUCACUCAGAGAUUGGCCGCCGAGACACCGCAAGAUCUUGUCAAUCAUCUCAGGAAGGACUCCAGCCGACCAUCGGCAGAGUACCGUCCGUGACGGCGUGAGCCGGCUGCACCGGCGCAAUCGUCCUCCCAUUCGCUGCUUAUGAGUUCAUUUGUCGCGGAGCUGUAUUUGAUCAACUGCCGCUCGCUGGGCAUCCAGGGCCAGCGGGGACUGCAGCGCGAUUAACGCUCACGGCUCUGACUUUUGACUCGCCUUGCCUUUUUACGCCCCUCUUCCCCAGUGCACCUCCCAGGCUCAGGCUCCAGUGUACCUGUGUGCUCAGUCUGGAGACGCACUACACUCAUUUCCACGAUUGCUCUCCAAUAAACAAAGUGCGUCAACGAGUGGAGACUUCCAGCUAUGAGUACCAUAUUGAGCCCAACUAAUGUGUUAAGCCGCUAACCAAAUUUAAAGCUCAGAUAAACCGUGGAUACUAAAAACAAAUCUACGAAUGGCUGAAGGCACUUCUGGUGGUAACUGAUUGGGCGCUGAUUUGUCCAAAGAGCGACGACCGGAACGAGGAGAAAACUGUUUAUUAUUGUACACAAAUACUGUUGUGAAGCUUACCUUUGGAAAAUUAGAAAGAAUGACAAGUAUGGCUACCACUUCCACCUAUGACCAACUGAUGAACUAUUCAAGUAAAGGUGACACAUCAGUUAUGGCUCAUCCAGGAAGGGUGAAUUCGUCUACAGAGGGCGCCCUCAACACCACAAUGGAAAAUGCCUUUGCUGACGGGGAGAACAGAUACCUGUUUUAUAAGGAUUUCCAACUAAUUCUCCUGUGGGUCCUGCUUGCAUUGAUACUCCUUGGAAACUCUACGGUGCUCUUGGCCCUGUACGUUAUCAGGCACAAAAAGUCAAGACUCAAUUUCUUUGUUGCUCACCUGGCUCUCGCAGAUUUGUUGGUGGGCGUUAUCAAUGCUGGGUUUGAGAUCCUGUACAGAUACAUGGGCGAAUUUCAAGCUGGGACAGUGUUCUGCAAGAUUAUACGCUAUCUACAGGCGUUCGUAAUCAAUGCUUCUUCCUUUCAACUUGUCGCACUAAGCUUGGACCGAUUUUUUGCCAUAGUGUUCCCCAUGGACUUUUCUGGAAGCGGCAAGCGGGCCAACCUUAUGGCGGCCACAGCGUGGAUUGCACCUUUCUUCGUCUCCAUUCCAUCAGCCAUAGUCUUCGAAGCAAAAAAUGAUACCCGAGGACAGACUCACUGCUUCCCUACCGUCCUUCAGCCGGAAUCUUGGCAAUAUAAGGUCUACUCUCUGUACGUCGUCUCAGCGUUCUUCUAUAUCCCGCUCAUCGCCAUCAGUACGUGCUAUAUCUUCAUGGUGGUAUCCAUUUGGAGGCGGAGCAAAUAUAUGAUGGGGCGAAUGCCAGACAAGGCAAAAGGACGGGCAAGCAAAAUAGCCUGUAAGGAAAAGGAGCCGAUGAAGCACCGGGCCAGCUCUAGAGGGCUCAUUCCUAAAGCAAAGAUCAAGACACUGAAGAUGACAGUGUGUAUCAUUGUGGCAUUCAUUUUGUGCUGGUGUCCUUUCUCCAUCUUCUUCACCCUGGACGCCUUCGGUGUCAUCUUCAUCGACGAGAAAAACCUCAACACUGCGUUCCGUGCCGUGGCCUUCAUUCAGAACCUGCCGUAUCUCAGCAGCGCGAUCAACCCCUUCAUCUAUGGCUUGUUCAGCACCAAAAUCUGCCAAGAACUCAGACGAUUCCGAGUCAUCAAUUGGAUGGCCACCAAGCUGCGGUGCUGUAAGUCCUGGAGACAGACCCGCUACGGCCGCUCGACGACGCUGCGGACCGACACCAACCUGACCGACAUGUCCGAAGGGGCGAGCGGGGCCCACCGCGGUCACAGCCGGCCUAUGUACGUCUACACACCCGCCAGGACGAGUAACAGUGACAACUCUAGGGAGAUGCCCAACAGUGCCAUGUGAAUCGGUCGAGAGAAGGUGUCAGCGACAGGGGCAACAUCCGAGGGUGUGUUGAGGUGGACACUUGAGUAAAUUUGAGACGUUUUAUGUGUACAGACAAUUAAGUGUUCCUGUUCACGGUUGAGGGUGAAGGUUUCUUUUAGACAAAUGCUUCAUAGCAAAAUCAAUGCCGGGAUAAAGUACGACAGGUGAAGGUUUUGAAAAUUGAUCACCAUGCAGCCCGACUUUAAUAAGUAGGCCUAAGUGAUGAAAAAUGUCGAGAGAGAGGUGUGUCAUUCGUAUGCAUGAAAUAAAGCUUCUGGAGAGUGGCUCAAGUCUUCUUCCCACUUCAAACUAAACUAGUCUGUAAAAUUUUUACUUCGGUUUAAGAGCUGAUGAAUUCUGACACGCGCCAUGACUUCAACAACGAGGUUGGUCGGUAUAAACUUAAAUAUUGUUCAAAACAUGAGGUAAUAUGAACACUGCCCUCAUACGUUUAACUUCUAGGGAUGAAUACUUUUAGCGUUCUUUUAAGGAUUUUCCUUUGCUACCGUUGACUGUUUUUGUAAUUUAGUUUUGUGUGCUGUCUCCCCCUUGUGCUAAGUUGCGGCUAGUUUUCCAACGUUCAUUUUAGUAGAAACUGUGAUCCUUUUUUGUACGUAGGGCUUAGCAAGAAACUAACCAAUGCACGGCGUGGAAAAUGCCGUUUGGCUUGUGUAGUUCUGAAGCUCAUAUUGUGAGCUGAGUAUUGUUUGACCUUUGCAGGUAAACACCAACUAUUUUAUCAAAUGUGUUAUGUGCCUGACUUGGUGUUUGAAUUGGAGAUCUGUUCUACAGAUUGUUGUAUUAAUAGAUGACCGGAGGCACUGUUGACUUCGUGUGUGCCUGCAGAUAGUUUUCAGGUGCUUUUGUAAAAGAACUACUGUGCUCAUAUCUUGUCCAUUUGAAUUGAUUACAUUAAUAAUUGGAGACAAUUAGAUAACUACCACCUAUAUAGUAGUGUAGCUAAUAACACGAAUCACUGUUACUGUGGAGUUCUGUAUGUCUGCAGGAAUAGUCCUUUUCCACUACAGUAUCUUGCGAUAAACAGGACCUACAGUUGAUAAACUCAACAGAUUUAUGAGACUCUAACGACAAAACAUAAUUAAGUCUUUUGGUGUAGACUUUUAAUCUAUUUUUAUAAUUCAUGACUUCUUAUGGAUAUAAUUGUUUAGAUGGUAUACGUUCAUUGUAUAGUGCACCUUAUAAUGCGUGGAAUUGGAAUAUACCUGAAUAGAUAUUUUCAAAACAAGCAACUGAGGUCGGCCUUGAUUUGAGGUCUAUUUGGCAACACUUUCAUUUUAGUUUUUACUGUUUUCAUACCUUUGUUCGGCACUCCACGUUUUAAUCUGUCAGUUGUUCAUAUUUCGCUGUGCACAUUCUAUAUUCGUUUCUACUUUUGAUGUGUAAACAAUCGACAAUAUUACACAGACGUAUUCUAACUAAUGAAAGUAACAUCGGUAGUAUUGUCUUACUCUUAAAUGACACUUGAGUCAGUGACUUCAAAUGUUUACUUACGUCUACUUAUGAAUUAUAUUUAUGUUCAGUUUAAUAUACCCACUUGUUAAAACUUAUAUUGCUAUGUAAAGCUCACCUUCCAUAACAUAUUGUGAAGGAUGGUACUGAAUGCUUGACUACAGAGUGGGGAAGUUCUUCCCCGACUGCUCCAUAGCCUAGGUACGAGGCUCAUUAUUCAUUUAGAGGUUCUUGUCGUGUUUUCAUCGCAAUCAUGAUUUAGAUAUUGCGUUUAGUUACAAAGAAAUGAUUGGUAUUUUGAAAGCAUUGUGAUAAUCAUUAGCGUAGUGUAUAGACUUUCAUACUUUGGCAGAAUAGCAGUGGAUGAGGACCGCGUGUUUCCUAAAGCUAUCUUAACUUUCAUUUUCCAUUGUUUUUCAAUCAAAUUAAAAGUUGAACUUGUUUACUUUUUAAAGCUCUCAGGUUUGCACUCUGCCUAAAAUGGUACAGUUGGCGAAUUUUAACGAAACAAGUUUAUUACGCCGUGCGCAGUUGUUGACCUAAGGUUGUAUCUUUUUCAUUGAUACUUUGUUGAUAUUGGCUGGAUUUUUUUCAAUGUCAUCUUCAUAGACAUUGAAAGUUGCCCACAGAAAAUACAUUUCUUACCAUUUUUCGGUCAUAUAGUAAAAAGCACAUGCUUUUGCCAAUGGGUAAAAUACACAUUGGACCUACAAGUCCCUGUCAAUCACUGUGCCUAAUCGUACAAAUUCAUUCUUAUCAAGAACAUUUAUUAAUUUAUGUAUUUAUAUAUUUAAUCAGAGUUUCGGAACAACAACCACAUUAAUUUUGCACCAUGACAAUGCAACUGAAAUUUUCAACUUGUCAAUGACAUCACAACGUCUUGUUAUCAAAACAGAUAAGACCAGUUUACUGGGGGUUUUAUCAACAAAUAACAGAGACGCGUACGGCAGCAUAUUACUGCCAACGCAAAAAAAAUCUAUCACGUGUAAACAACUUAUUAUCUCAUUUAAAUGACUUAUACUUUCGUUUAAACAAUUUUGCUAUAUCGUUUUAACGACUUAAUAUCGCGUUUAAACGAGAGAGCUAUGUCGCUUUAACGAGAGGAUAAGUCGUUUAAAUGAGAUAAUAAGUCGUUUAAACAAGAUAAAAUAUUUUUUCGCGUUGGCAGCAACACGCUUCCGUAGAUACGUAUUAUAUCCAUUGCAUGGAUGUUUCACUGAACAUUGGUGGUGACUUGUCGCUCACUAGACUGGCACCUAGUCCCUUCAUCUAUCUGUUGAUUCUUAGCUAGAUGUGCAAAUGUCUUGACACGGAAUAGAGUUAUGUUCUUACAUAACUGUAACAUGCAAUGUGACACUAAAAACGAUAUGAAGAAUAUUGUAUCAGGCAGAAUUGUUACAUAUAGAACUGAAGACAGUUUUCACAAUUUAUUUCUAAACACGUUGUUAAUACAAGUGCAUUCCUUGUAACAAUUUCAAAUUAUUUGGAGCAACUUAAUUGCACAUGUACAAGUGUCUCUAAUUGACACCGAUGUCAAAUUCAUCUGGACUCUGGGAUUUUGUUGCCAGGUCAUAUUCCAAAAUACAGAGGCAUACAGGCAAAAGACAGGAGGGAUUGCACUGUCUAAACUUUUACACAAGCUUCCACCAAUCUAUUUCAGGUAGUAAAAGACCCAGAAAUAAGGAAAAGCUGGUGAAAAAUAGGAUUAACGCCCGUGUUCGAAGAGCCCGAUUGUUGAUUCCGUCUUCCCUGUCAAUUCAGAGGGAGUCACAGGCUCAGACUUAUCCUGAAGCAUGGUCGGGGCAGUCAUUCUGCACGUGGCAGAAGUAUAAUUGAGUCAUUCACUAUUCAUUCAAAUGGCUAAUCACCAGUAGCAGGUAGAUAAACGAUAGGACAGAAUGAUAGCUUUUCGACUAAUGACAGACUGAUGGGUUUUUCACCGUUCGUUUCAGUCGCUUGCCACCUGACACGAGUAUUAGCCUCGAGCAGAAGCACCCCCCUCAUCGGUUGAAAAGAGCCAUGUUGGUGGGGGGUGUUCGUUUUGUUGGUAGCGUUUGUAUUUCAUAGUGGUUCAUGAUCAAGCGAAGGGCAGUUACAGCCAAAGGAGCCUCCGUUGCUGGGAAGAUUGCGCCCUCUUGGUCCAGCUCGGGGUGGAUAGAUUAAUGUGAUGUAAUUCCCAAACUAACUUACCUCCAACCUGUGACAACUGCAUAAGUUGGCAUUACGAUUACAGUCAGGUGAACCAGUCGGAUGCAUUAAUGCAUAGUAUAAUUCAGGUCAGACAUUAUGAAUGAUAUUAAUGCGAAAAAAACAUAUGAGAAUGUUUAUGUUAUUAGAAAUUCAUAUAUCCUAUUCAUAAUAUGUACAGAUGUGUAUAGUGCAAAAUGGUGCCCAAAAGAGGCUACUAUAUAACUAUGUAAAUACAGUAAGGAUAUUGGUAAGUUUCCGUGAAUUAGCAUGUACAAAACAAAAUUUUAAUAUUACUGUUGAUGGUUGCAGUUUAGUAGAAAAGAUUUACUUGUAUGCUAUACACUAGAAGAAUACAUGUACAAUAAAACGUGUAAAAAUA
This is a messenger RNA of Acanthaster planci (crown-of-thorns starfish), 6557 nucleotides long. It is a transcript of the gene npsr1, whose product is annotated as neuropeptide S receptor 1. The record is from RefSeq and is a predicted model, not a curated record. Gene Ontology annotation, cellular component: membrane. NCBI's taxonomy places the organism in Eukaryota, Metazoa, Echinodermata, Asteroidea, Valvatida, Acanthasteridae. Gene Ontology annotation, molecular function: vasopressin receptor activity; neuropeptide receptor activity. Gene Ontology annotation, biological process: G protein-coupled receptor signaling pathway.